Messenger RNA from Puccinia graminis f. sp. tritici CRL 75-36-700-3, 1560 nucleotides. RefSeq lists its product as uncharacterized. The transcript has 3 exons. NCBI's taxonomy places the organism in Eukaryota, Fungi, Basidiomycota, Pucciniomycetes, Pucciniales, Pucciniaceae. Bases 1 to 1560 code for a protein of 519 amino acids. The record is from RefSeq and is a predicted model, not a curated record.
AUGGACAAGUCCGCGCCGCUCGUCAACAAGGUCAUUUACAUCUGUGACCUGCUCCAGAGUUUAGGAAUGACCCCCAAAGCCUUCAUCACCGGCUUCUUGGAGCUUAACAACUCGGAUCUGAAACUGCGUCGGGGCUAUUGGGGCAUUUGCAGAGGCUGGCCCUCCACCUUUGCACUGGUGGAUGCCAUCAGGGCCGAGCUCCUCAGAUCACCCGAAGGGGCAUUGCAGUGGUCAAACUACAUACAAGACCAGGCGGUUACCAUCUUGAGGCAGCAAAAUCCGAGGAGCGGGAUCCACCCAAAUGGGUCUUACAUCAGCUCAGCCGCCAUAACUCCGGCAAUCUUUGCUGAAGAUUCAAAAACUCAUCAUCGGUUAACAUUGACGGGCAAGGAGAUGCCAUUUCUCUACCAAAUCGUACUCGGGAUGCUGUGUUCGGCAACAGACGUCAACCUUGGGGAUCAGGAGGAACUAGUGCCACAGGUUGACAAGGGGGAGUUGGCACCGCUGGAAGCUCUUGAGGAAGAGUUGAUGGAGAGAGAGGGGUUCCGGUAUGCAAGGGGGGAUAAUAGUGCUACAACUCGCCGGGGUCGUUACGAAAGGCUAGAGAAUAGCAUCCGGUUUUUGGCUUGUGGGAUGUCAGAGAGGGUGAACGAAUACUUCCACCACCUCGGCUUAACCAGCUCGCGACGCACUGCUAUUGCUUGCCUCAAAACUCUGUCAAUCUAUGCUCAAGGACAAAUCACCAGGGUCAUGGAUCUAAACGUCAGUUCGGCCUUUGGACCGUUCAUCUGCAUCAAUAACUUAGACAUGGAGGAGCGUGUCCAUAUGGUGUCCGUUGGCCAUCGGUCCAUGAUGUUCCAUGGCACGUGGGGUUACAUCCACACUCCUCCAAAAUCCUUACUUGAUUCUCUCGACCUAUCCGAAAUAAACCUCGAGUCUUAUCAUAGAGCAUUACAAACCGUCCGGACAAUGUCAAUAGAUCCCAGGGACUUCUUUGCUGAUAGAGCGACUGAAGACCAUUAUGUCCAAGUGUGGAAAAGCCAACUGGCCAAAGUUAUGAUGAAGUACAUUGCAGUCCCUUCAAACAAAAAAGACGCCUACGCUUGCCACCCACCAGCUUUGGAGGUACUCACCGCCAAAUCCCCAGAUUUUCACAUGCUCAAACUCAUGCUUGAAUCCGACAACUCGGCAGAAGGGAUUGGCCAAGUCAUGGCUUCGGUUCAGCGGCAAACAGGCCUUUCACCUGAAGAGUUUGUGGGCCGCUUACAACCAAUGGAAGGGGACCUGGGCACAUGCCAGAAUUUUAACUCAAUGCGUGCACUGAGGUCACCCAAUGGCCGAGCGCAGGAAAACAUGAACAGCAUUACAUUUCAACUAGGCGCAUCACACAUCCUGUGGAACAUUGGCCAGACGAUCUUCACAACCCAUUUUGGGAACACAAAUGACGCCGAGGAUAUGGGAGCAUGGCGUACUUUAAAUGCUUUAGGGACCCCCCCCGAACAAAGUCCUCCAGAAGAAGGACUUCACCGGGAUGAUACAGCAUCUGGAGAGGGUGCAUGA